ACACGCAGACGCGGGACUCUUUCACGUGUGAUGCCUUCUCACGAUUCCCACGCAUUUAACACACCUCGACAACAGAAAUGCAGGGAAUUACGCACGGAUAAAUCUCGCGUCUAAUCUCUGAUCUCGCGUUUGGAUGAAGAUUUCAAAAGGAUGGAUUUCCCGCAGUGUUUGCUGUCCGCGUACUUGCUGCUGCUCUCCUUCGCCCAGUGCCAACACUAUUACCUGCUCAGACCCAUCCCGAGUGACACUUUACCCCUGCUGGAGCUGAAGGAGGACCCGGACCCGCUUUACGACCCGCGGGAAAAGGAUCUAAACGAGACCGAGCUGAGGAGCGCGCUCGGGGACUUUGACAGCCGCUUUCUGUCGGUCGGUCCUCCUCAGGACCGCUACGCGGGGAACGAGGACAUGGACGAGCAGGAGCUCCAGCUGAACCUUGCCGGGAUGAUGCCCAAAGACAUCAAAAACCUGGACUUUGACGCGCCGUGGGGCAAAAAGCGCAAAGCCAGCAAGAAGCUGAAGCGGCGGCUGCAGAUGUGGCUGUGGUCCUACUCUUUCUGCCCGGUGCUGUACGCCUGGAACGACCUGGGCUCGCGCUUCUGGCCGCGGUUCGUGCGUGCGGGGAGCUGCUACACCAAGCGCUCGUGCUCAGUGCCGGAGGGCAUGGUGUGCAAACCGGCCAAAUCAACGCACAUCACGCUGCUACGCUGGAGAUGCGUGGCGAGGCGAGGCGCGCUCAAGUGCGCGUGGAUACCGGUGCAGUAUCCCAUCAUCACAGAAUGCAAAUGCUCAUGCGCGAACUGACCACAGAAAAACCAAACAUUAUAAUAUUGAACUCCUGAUAUGUUUCUGGACUCUGAUGUGAAGCGUAGAUUGCAUAUCGCUGGACUUAAAUUAUGGAGACAUGAUUGUACAAAGUGUAUCUCAUAUUUUUAAAAUCCACAUUGCUGGAAGAACUUUCUAAAGAAGAGAAUUCAGACAUGAACAUCAUUUAUAAAACAAAUCUCUGGAUUUAAGUUAUGAACACUUUUAUUCUGUGUUUUGGAAACACUUUAUAUUAACUUUAAGUCAUUUAAAGCGAUUAAAGAUUUUAAUUUUGUUGUUUUAAACAGGUUUGAGUUUCUUCUGUUGAACACAAAAGAAGAUCGUUUGAAAAAUGUUGGGAGCUGGCACCCAUUGACUCUCAUAGUAUUUUAUGUUUUACAAUGGAAGUAAAUGGGUGAACUGACUGCUCAUUCAGAGAAACUAUAAUAGAACUGAUAUGUUUCUGGACUCUGAUGUGAAGCAUAUUAAUGCAUAUUGCUGGACUUAAAUUAUGGAGACACGACUGUACAAAAUAUAUCUCAUAUUUAAACCUCACAUU
Molecule: messenger RNA, 1360 nt
Organism: Danio aesculapii
Lineage: Eukaryota; Metazoa; Chordata; Actinopteri; Cypriniformes; Danionidae
Gene: nog1
Product: noggin 1
Exons: 1
Coding region: 151-801 (216 amino acids)
Biological process (GO): dorsal/ventral pattern formation; negative regulation of cell differentiation; osteoblast differentiation
Source: RefSeq, a predicted model, not a curated record